CAGACAUCCGAGGCAGAAGCAGCGACCAUCCGCGGGCUGAUUCUCACUCCAAUCUGGAGGAAAGCUAUACCAAGCGACCGAUCGGCUCACCGAACCGGGAGCUGUGGCGUAACCGCAGAGCUCUAACGCCAAGCCCAGAAGAUAGGGGCUGAAGUGGAUAAAACGAGUAAAGGGUCUGUGACAAUGAAAUAAAUACAACAGAGAUAAAAUACAAAAAUACUUCUUCGUUGCCGGCUAGAUUCAACAGUUCAAAGAGAAAACGAGAGUUUUUAACCGCUCUUUACAAUCACGCCGCCCCAACAACCUUCGCAGCUCCAGCCCGACUCCUUCUUACUCCGGCUGAGCAGACUACGAUGUACCGGUCCACGAAAGGAGCUUCUAAGGCUCGGAGAGACCAGAUCAAUGCAGAGAUUCGCAACCUGAAGGAGCUGCUGCCGAUCCCCGACGCGGAUAAAGCCCGACUCUCCUAUCUGCACAUCAUGUCGCUCGCCUGCAUGUACACCAGGAAGGCUGUCUUCUUCUCUCAAGAGGCAGAAUUCGCCAGCAGCCACGAAGAGAGCGCGAGAUUCAUGUCCUUCCACGAACUUUCGGAAUUGGUGCACGAGCUGCCGGGAUUCCUGAUGAUGCUCACCAGCGAGGGCAAGCUCCUCUACCUUUCCGACAGCGUUACGGAACAUCUCGGACACUCUAUGGUGGAUCUGGUUGCUCAGGGCGACAGUGUAUAUGACAUCAUUGAUCCCACUGACCAUUUUGUCAUGAGGAGCAACCUGGCACCCACUACUACGCCUGAUACAGACCGCCUGUUUCGCUGUCGCUUCAACACUUCAAAAUCUGUCCGCCGACAGAGCGCCGGCAGCAGGCUAGCGCUGAUCCGCGCGCGCUGUUUAUCCACACCGGGACCCGCAUCCUCUUAUUGGACUUCCAAUCCAGUGUGGCUGUGUUUCUGCUCCCCUUUGGAAGGACACCCGACCUCCCCCGUCAGAAGCCCUCCACUGACUCCACCGGCGGACCACGCCUUCUUUCUGGCUGGUUUUCAUUCCCAGCACAGCCAGGACAUGAGACUGCAAGACGCUGAAGACAGUGUCAGUGUAUAUCUGGGCUAUGAUGUGCAGACGCUUCGCUCGCGUUCCUGGUAUAGCCUCGUGCACCCACAGGAUCUCCCCCAUGCCUCUGCGCAGCACUGCAGCCUGAUGAGUGAAGGGGGCGAGGGGCGCGUGGAGAUGGUGAUUCGGGUGGAGACUGCAGAUCACUCCUGGAUCUGGCUCUACAUGGUGCUCCACCUCGAAGCUGGAGAAAACCCCAUCAGCUGCCGCAACUUCGUCAUCAGUGAGACAGAGGCCUGGUCAGUGAGGCAGCAGCUGUGUACUGAGCAGACGCAGCUCGCCCUGGUGCUGAGCGCUAGCGCCUCCUACCAGGACAGCCUGGGGCUGCAGUCACCGGACACCCUGUCCAGCCCAGACCAAGUCUUUACCCCCAGCAGCAGCGGCCUGUCUGGCCAGUCCUUUGACUUCAGCGCUGCAGCGUCCAGCAUGAGCUCCUCCGAGGAGCUAGGGGGCGCCACUGCUGAGUCUGUGCAGCCAGAGGGCGGUGACCCCCGGUCUAGUCUCUCUUCCCUGGAAGAAGAGAGCUUCUCGCAGCAGAGCCAGCAGCAGCCGCCGCAGCAGUCCAGCGAUCCCGCUGCCAGUCCCGCCCCCGGGGCCUCUCCCACUCAAGAGACCGCAUCUGACCUGGACUUCCUCACCCAGGUCAUCUUCCCACCCCCAUCGCUCCACACAGUCCCCCGUCCCCCUGCCCAGUCCCUCCCCUCUCUCACUAUGCCCCACCUCCAGCAGGGUCACGAGCAGGUGUGCACACCCCCUUACACUCCUCAGGUAGGAGGAGGUGCCUUUAUGUUCGGGGAGUCACUUUACACCGACUGCUCCACCACCCCUACUGCCGCCAACCCUCCCGUUGCCAUGACAACGAGCUUUGUGGCCCCUGCUAACAGGCCUGUGCUCCUUCCACUCUCGGUCCCCUGCCCCAGCUCCGAGAUGCUCGUCUCUCUGGAGCACUGCGGCAACUCCAUUUAUGAGAAACUUCCCCCCACCCCAGACACGCCAGGCGGUGGUGACUGCACUGUCAUGGCACUCCCUGAGGUCCGGGGGCCACUGUUUGUGGAUGUCCCCCAAGGGGCCUUCUGUUACCCCCCCGAAGGCCUCCUCACACCAGACACCUCUCCGGGCGAGCAGUACUGCCGGACUACUUUCUCUCUGCAGAUGGAGAAGGAGAAGGAGCGAGCUGAGAUCUCACUCCUGGCUCAGCAUAUCAGCUCUCUGGCUGAUGGGUUCUGCUCUAACCCCCUCCUCCCCAAAUGCACCCCCUCCUCCUCCAUCUUUCCUUCCAACACUGCCCAGCCCCCAGUGCAGGACUCAGCUCCUCCACUGGGCGAGCUCUACCCUGUCAAGCCCUGGAGGGGUUUGGAUUCGCCCCUUUUUCCAGAUGACUGCUCUCUGUUUGAAGAGAGUGUUUUAGAGUCCCUCCUCCAAGAACUCCUCUGCUCCUCCUCUUCCUCCUCCACGCCCCUGUCUCCGCAUCCUUCCUCCCCCUCUCCUUCUUCACCCCCACCCUCUCCCCCUACCCCAGAGUGCUGGUGCCCACACCCUUCCUUUGAAGGGGGGGCCUCAAUUGGCGCCAGUCACCUUUGUAGCGUCCAAUCGGCGCACUGUAACUGCAUGGCUGUGGGCGGAGCUACGGCAGGGGCAGAAGCAGGUGUGAUGGAAAUGGACACUUCGUCCUCCUCUAUCCCAGCAUGCCCUGCUCUGCUGACGGCACCCUCGGCCCUCUCUGUCCCUGCCACGCCCGUCAGUCCCACCAUGCCCGGUCAGCCUCGUGCCCAGUCCCUCCUUGGGGAGCUGGCCACCCUGGAACCCGUGUUUGGGGCAGGAGCAUCGAUCGCCCCUGUCCCCGGGCAACAACCUGAGUUGUAUCAACUCCACCGUGACCCCUCGCCACAGCACUUCCGCCAAGAUGGGAGUGGAAGUGAUCCUCCGUUCUAAAAUAAGUCUGUGACUUACUUCAUUACGUAUGGCACAUUGUCAUAUUUUGUGGCACUACUUUUCCUGAAAAGUGAAAAUGAUUUAUUGCAGAAUUAUAUACAAAUUGUAUAUAAAAGCCAAAAUGCCAUUUAUUUAUAUAUCUAUUUAGGCAAUGCAGUCAUGGCUUGUCUAAUGGGUUUAUUUAUUAAUCUAUAUUUAUUUGGAUUAAGAUGACAGUGCAUCCAAAGCACCAAAGCACUGUUCGGCUUUGGCUGUCGCACUCUGCUCUGUUGCACAAGAUUGAUUUAGUUUAGAGACUUGUGGUGGGGUAGGGUUACCUUGUAUGCGCACUUUAACGUACAGACGUCUUUGUAUUCACUCAUAGUGAGGAAUGCUGGCUGCAAAACUGUAACAUGCUCUUUUUAAAAAAUGCUAUUUAAAUGUUAUAAAACAAUAAACUGUCUACUGCUCUAGAAUUGUGAGGCAGCAACACAAGCUUAAAGCACAAAGUCUUUGGGGGAACACUAAUGAAUGUGAUUGGCUCAUAACAGCCACACUGAUUGGCUCAGGUAUCACAAUUCAAAUCAAUUCAAUUCAAAAACUCACAGCACAGUGACAGUUGGGGACGACAGUUUUAAAUCGUCCAACUAUGUCAUCCAAACCUUGACCCUAAUGUGAGGCCCUCAGGCAUUCAACUGUUGUACCUUGUUACAACCUGUUGGUUGUAACUGGUUAAAGGUGAAAUCAUUUUUCCAGACUUUUUCCCUUCAAAGCUUUGAGUUUGUGACUGCAAGCAAGUUUUUCAAUAUCUCCAGUUUCUGGACUUUAGCUGCACUGCUCAUUCAUUUGAAGCCUGUGUGACGUGCUGUAAACAUGUUUUCUGUGUUUGUAUUCCAAUUCAGAGGAGGCAUGCCUUAUAUUUUUCAGGUGUAUAUUUUGCAAAUACGCCUGGUGAAAUUUGGUAUUGACUUCCUCUUUUGCCUCGGGUCUGCUGCUCUCUCGUGGUAAUGCAGAGAAUGCUGCCACCUACAGACCCCGUUUGGCAUUGCAAAGCAUGUGGUGCAAGGUUGCUGCAGUGAACAUUUAGUUCUGCUUGCCAUCUGGGAUGUCAAGACCAUGGAGCCUCCACAGGCAGUCCUGGAAGGUCAUGCUGAAUGGAUUUCGGGGACACCGGUAUUUGUAAUGCCUGCAGUGUCCCAUGAUUUUUGCUCACCUGUUAACCUGGUGACCCAGUGAACUAUUACUCUCAUUUUAUUGAUGGGGAUCCAGGAAGCAGGGGGUGCCACUGGCUGGCUGAUAUAUUUUUUUCUUGAG
Messenger RNA from Megalops cyprinoides (Indo-Pacific tarpon), 4328 nucleotides. RefSeq names its product neuronal PAS domain-containing protein 4A-like. The transcript is spliced from 8 exons. Gene Ontology annotation, biological process: regulation of transcription by RNA polymerase II. The record is from RefSeq and is a predicted model, not a curated record. The coding region runs from base 354 to 3035 and encodes 893 amino acids. Gene Ontology annotation, molecular function: protein dimerization activity; RNA polymerase II transcription regulatory region sequence-specific DNA binding; DNA-binding transcription factor activity, RNA polymerase II-specific. NCBI's taxonomy places the organism in Eukaryota, Metazoa, Chordata, Actinopteri, Elopiformes, Megalopidae.